Molecule: messenger RNA, 3039 nt
Organism: Colletotrichum truncatum
Lineage: Eukaryota; Fungi; Ascomycota; Sordariomycetes; Glomerellales; Glomerellaceae
Product: beta-galactosidase/beta-glucuronidase
Biological process (GO): lactose catabolic process
Cellular component (GO): beta-galactosidase complex
Molecular function (GO): beta-galactosidase activity; carbohydrate binding
Source: RefSeq, a predicted model, not a curated record
AUGGACCUCAUUUCGGGCCUGGGUUUCCCAGGAGCUUUGCCCGAUUGGACGAAUCUGAAUGUUCUUCACCGCAACACAUUGGCUCCCCGAGCUCACUUCUACUCGUACGCCAGCGAGGAGGCCGCCUUGUCAUUCGAUCGUAGACAGAGCGAGUUCCUCAGCCUCAAUGGCACCUGGAAGUUUCAUUAUGAUCAGAGCCCUUUCGAAGCACCCAUCUGGGAGACGGCAAACGUGACCUCAUGGGCAGACAUUGAGGUCCCAGGGAUGUGGCAGCGGCAGGGAUACGGUAUUCCCCAUUACACCAACAUCAACUACCCGUUCCCUAUCACUCCUCCUAAUGUCUCUUACAUCAAUCCUACGGGAUCAUAUUGGCGGGAGUUUGAAGUUCCAGACAACUGGGAAGAGGACCAGCAAAUUCGUCUUCGUUUCGAGGGCGUUGAUAGCGCCUUUCACGUCUGGGUCAACGGUGAAGAAGUUGGUUAUAGCCAGGGAAGCCGCAACGCGCAUGAAUUUGAUAUCACCGAUUAUCUUACACCAGGAAAAGCCAACUCGCUUGCUGCUCGCGUCUACCAAUGGUCUGAUGGCUCGUAUAUCGAGGAUCAAGACCAGUGGUGGAUGUCAGGCAUCUUCAGGGAUGUCUACCUCAUUCCUUUCCCUCGCUCAGCAAUCGUGGACUAUUUUGUCAAUACUGAAAUCGAUGACUCGUUUGAAAGCGGCACGCUCAGGCUCAACGCAACCAUACAAGGCGACCCGGGUGAUAUGUCGGUAAAGCUUCUCUCUCCCAGCGGCGACACCCUCGAUGAGUGGACCGGGCCGUCUUCGGAUAUUUAUGAGCACAGAAUCGAGGGCGAAGACUUUCAUCUAUGGUCUGCUGAAACGCCAACUCUCUACACGAUACUAGUCACGUUCAACAACCGGACCAUCAGCCAAAGAAUCGGUCUUCGUCGCGUAGAGAUUAUCGGUAGCAACUUUUACGUCAACGGAAAAGCCAUCACCAUCUAUGGCGUCAACAGACAUGAGCACCACCACAUCACCGGCCGAACCGUUGCUUACGAAAACAUGAGAGCCGAUCUCAUUCUGAUGAAGCGCUCAAACAUCAACACCAUCCGCACCGCUCAUCAACCCCCUCAUCCAGACUUCUUCGACGUAGCGGACGAAAUCGGUUUCUACGUCAUCUCCGAGGCGGAUCUUGAGUGUCACGGCUUUGGUAAAGCUGAGAAAACGAAAGAGGAAGCUGGAAAGUGGACCUCGGAUAACCUUGACUGGGAAGCUGCCUACGUCGACAGAGCUCACCAGGUUGUUGAGAGAUUCAAGAACCACGCGUCGGUCAUCAUCUGGUCCCUUGGAAACGAAUGCUUCUAUGGCCAGAAUUUGGAUACCAUGGCCCGAUGGAUCAGACAGCGUGAUCCGAGUCGCAUCAUUCACUACGAGCCGGACCGCAACGCCACGUCGGUCGAUAUGUACAGCCAGAUGUACGAAUCGCCUACGAGCAUCCUUGAAUUCAUUGGUAACCACACAGACAAGCCGUUCAUUUUGUGUGAAUAUGCACAUGCUAUGGGCAACGGCCCGGGCGGUCUGAAAGAGUACAUUGAGCUCUUCAGAACCGAGCCUUUGAUUCAGGGUGGGCUUGUGUGGGAAUGGAGCAACCACGGUCUCUUGAAGAAAGAAGGUGAUAUUGAGUACUACGCCUAUGGCGGAGACUUUGGCGAUUACCCCAACGACGCCGAUUUCAUCAUGGACGGCCUCACUCUAUCCGACCACACACCCAUGCCUUCGCUCAAUGAGUAUGCCAAGGCUAUCCAGGCCAUCACGGUGAACCUGACAGGUGAUGGACAUCAGAUGGUCGUCACCAACCACUUCGACUUCCACGAUGUUAAUGAUUUCUCUGCGUCAUGGCACAUAAUUCAGGACGGGCAAGAGCCUACGUCUCGUCAGCCCUUGAAUCUCCCCAGCAUUCCAGCCGGUGAGCAGCGAACGGUCAACUUGCCUACUGGAAAUUCUAGCUUUGCUGGUGAGUCGUGGGUCACUGUCGAGUUCGCUCUGAAGAACGACACGGUAUGGGCAGAGAAGGGACACGUCGUGGCCUGGGACCAACUUCACCUCAACGCCCCAGCUACAGGCAACCGAACCAGGCGGGAUGUUUCCGUCAGAGCAAGGCAGUCGGGUAACCUCACGGUCAAGCAAGACAGGACGCACCUCAAGGUUGAGAAUGGCGAGUCUUCGUUUGACUUUGAUCUACUUCAAGGAAACGUUACCUGGAACAUCAACGGGGUCGACGUCUUCCAGCGCGGACCGGAGCUCUUCUUUUACCGUGCUCAGACGCAAAACGAUGAGUCGGAAGAGGGCGACGGUCCUAUUUGGGUGAAGGCCAGAGUCAACAGCAUGCACACCCAAGUCCGCGACGUGCGAUGGCAAGAAAGUGACGGUGGGCUUACAGUCAACUACAAGGUCCGCGUGGCGCCGAAGGCUCUUGAAUGGGGCGUGGAGGCUGACCUGACGUACACCGUCUCGUCCGAUUCUCUCACUGUCCACGCUCGUGGCGAUUUCGAGGGGAAGACCAAGCCCGAAGUGGUUCCUCGUAUCGGUCUGAUGGCCGUGUUGCCCACCGAUUUCAACGAAGUCUCGUGGUUCGGUCGUGGACCGGGCGAGAACUACAAGGACACGAAGGAGGGUUGCCGCAUUGGACAGUACAAGUCUAGUGUUGAAGACCUGUUCACCUAUUACGACUAUCCCCAGGAGAACGGCAACCGGGAGGACCUUAGAUGGCUGCAAAUCAGCAACGGGGCCGGCGGCGUGACACUUGAUGCCAGGAGGUCUGAGGCUGAGCCGUUUAGCUUUACGGCCCAGAGAUACUUGCCCUACGACCUGGACGACGCGAAGCACCCUUACGAUCUGAAGCCCUUGAACAUGACGGUUUUGCAUCUUGAUUACGACAACAAUGGUAUUGGAUCGGCGACUGUUGGGCCAAGACCCUUUGAGCAGUAUAGGUGCUAUGCGGAGGCGUUUGACUUUACCUUUGAUUUGAGCAUUGCGAAGUAG